This is a messenger RNA of Cheilinus undulatus (humphead wrasse), 2196 nucleotides long. RefSeq names its product fibrous sheath CABYR-binding protein-like. The transcript has 5 exons. NCBI's taxonomy places the organism in Eukaryota, Metazoa, Chordata, Actinopteri, Labriformes, Labridae. The record is from RefSeq and is a predicted model, not a curated record. Bases 241 to 1764 code for a protein of 507 amino acids.
GCUACCUUACGGUCCACGCCUCCCUGCCUCAUCUUCUCCUCUACCUCUUCUUCAUCAGGAACUCGCUGCUGCAGCUUCUCGGUACUUUAUUGCGCCCAGAUUGAAUCCGGGUCGAUUUCGUGCGGCGCCAAUCAAAAAGAGCCCUCCUCACACACUUUGAUCCAGGCGUUUUUGACCCGCCGGCUCUUUCGAUAUCACCUCUCUGCCUGACCAGAACAUUGUGUCCUUUGUGGGGAGAAAAUGACUGCCAAGCAUCGGAGAGGAAAGAACAACCACAGACAUGAAGACAACUUUUUCAAAAACGAUAUCACGGAGACAGAAGUGCGCUCAGGAGCGAAUAAUUACGCUCUUCUCUUGAUUUUAUUCCUCAUGAUUGUAAUUUGCGGCGCUAUUGGCGCAUGGUUUUGUGUCCAGCAGCACCAAACUUUAACCUACUUAACAGACAAUCUCAUGGGGAUGCAGAUGAAAAUAGUGAAGCUUCAGUCCUCCCACGAAGAGCUGCGACAGUCCAAUAGUAAGCCCAUUUCUGAGAGUGUGGAGACCCGCCUGAUUGCCCUGGAGGAGUCUUACGCACUGGCCCAGAAGCAGGUAGGAAUGGCCUUGGCUACGGCUGAACAGCUCAGGACGUCUGACCUCCCCGCUCAGGUGCUGUCGCUCCACACCGAGAUGAAAACCCGCCUGGCAGAGAUGCAGCAAGCCACCGUCUCCCUGGAGCAGCUGAGCCAGCUGCAGAGCAUGCUGAAGGGGAAGAGCGAUGAGUUUGACGGCGUGAGGAUUCAGGUGGAGGGCCUUGCCACUCUGAGCAACGAGCUGUCCGAGAAGGUCGAGGUCUUGACGGGGACCCUGGGAGAGGCGGAGUCGAAGCUGGAGCAGAAAGAGGAACAGGUCGGCACGCUGAGAGCCACCGUGGACGGACAGGCGGCAGAGGUGCUCAGGCUGAAGGAGCAGCUGGUCGCUUACGAGGCCCAGCUGGAGGCCAGCACCCAGGAGAUGGCUGCUGUCAGAGAGCUUCUUGAAAGUGACCAGUCCCAGCGGCUGCAGCAGGCCAGCGUGGAGGAGCAGCUCAAUACGGUACGUCAGAGUCUGCAGGAUCAGAACUCAGCAGCCCACAGUCUGCACUCUGGACUCAGGGCUCAGCUGGAGAACAUACAGAAGCAGGUUACAAAGUUGGCUGAAGAAACUCAGCCUCCCGCCGAGCCAGAGGAACAGACAGAGGAAGAAACUGCUCCAGCAGUUGAUGAAGAGGCUGCUGCAGCACCCGUAGAAGAAGAAGUAAUAGAAGAGAAGGCUCCUGCCGACGAAGCCGCUCCCGCUGACAAAGCCGCUCCCGCUGAUGAAGCCGCUCCUGCUGAUGAAGCCACUCCUUCUGAGGAGAUUGUGGCAGAUGAACAAGAAGAAGAGUCAAAGGCAGAAGCAAAUGAAGGAGCAGAAGCAGCUGCACAUGAAGAAGCUCCCGUCGAGACGGAGGACUCUGUCACAGAUGAAACCGCUCCUUCAGAAGAGGGUGAGGCAGUAACGGAGGAUCAGACAGAGCCAGAAGAGUCAGAUUCUGUAUCAGAAAAAGCAGAAGAAGAUACGAUAGAGACAAAUGAGGAGGAACAAGUUCUAGAAGAGGAGGUGUCUGAAGAAGAGAAAGUUCAGGAAGAGGCAAUACCGGAGGAGGAUGUGUCAGAAGAGGAGGAACAGCAGGAUGUAGCGGCUGAAGAGGACACAGAUGAAGUCGAGGAGCCAUUAGAAACCAAUGAUUUACUAGAGGAGGAAUAGCGCUUUGGAUUUUUCCCACACUUCUCCACCAAGCAAAAUGGGGACUUUCUCAGUCUACGGACUCACUUUACAAUAAGACAAAAUGCUUUAUGGAGGCAUUAUUGAUUGCUCUUGUUUAGGUGCAGCGUUCAUAUGUGGUUGCUCUUUGAAAGGCAGAAGAAAUCGGUCACUACGCUGAUGUCUUUACCUCAAAAUAAAAGCUGGCUGUUAUGUUAGGAUAUGAGUACUUCAGGGCUAACCUGCCAAUAACCUCAGAAGCCUUAAUCCAGAAAAUGUCUUUCCACAGAGCCUUUUCCACUCUUCAUUUAUUUGUAAUAAACUGGAAAAGAAAAAGCCAAGGACAUCACAAUAAGCAAAUACAAACACUGUUUUUCAAUGCACUUGAAGCCAUAAGUAAUGCCUGUUUUGGUGACAUUAAAAUGUUUCUUUUUC